AUUUGCCUUGCACCAACUGCUUUGGCUAUUUUGCACAAAAUGAUUUAUGGAAGCAUAAAUGCUGCCAGACAGUUGAUGUUGAGGUAAAUGAUGCAGAAGAACCAUAUCAAAAGAAAAGAAAAACUGGACUAAGAAAAGCUAGCAGAAUGAUGCUGCCAACCAAACCAGGUGUUAGUCAGCGAACCCACCAAAUAUUGUCCAGCCUGAAAAGUGACAAUAUAAGCAGACUUGUCCGAUCAGACCGACUGAUUACGAUGUUUGCAGAGAAGUUGACAAAGAAGCAUGGUCACUCAAAAGAUCAGGAAGGCUACAUAAGACAGCGGUUGCGUGAGGUGGCCAGAAUGGUUUUAGAGUACAGACUGUUCACUCAGCAUUCUAAUGCUAUGUUAGCUGAUCUCAUUUGUCCAGAGAAAUUCAAUGAAGUCAUUGAAGCAACAAGACGAGCAGCAGGAUUUCAAGAGGAAACCAAUUUAUACACAACCCCAAGCCUUGCACUGAAAAUAGGACAUAGCCUGAAGUCAUGUGCAGAAAUUCUAAGAGGAGAUGCACUUUUGUCCAGGGACACAGUUCUUGAGAAGGAUUGUAAGGCUGUAAUAUCAUUGUACAACUUGAAUUGGGAAGGCGAAGUAAGCCACCAUGCUCUGAGAACAUUGCAUGAAGUCAAGAGGAACAAUCCUAAGUUGUUGCCGUUAACUGGAGAUAUUGUUAAAUUAUCAAGGUACCUCAAGAAUCAAGUACAAGAAAGGCACAAAGAGCUGCAGAAAACUAACAAGGAUGUGCCCAAAGUUUGGACAAAGUUGGCUGAACUUCUUCUGACACAAAUCAUUGUGUUCAACCGUAAAAGGCCUGGAGAGGUAUCGAAGAUGACCUUGAGUGAUUACAGCAAGUGUGCUAAUGGGGAAACCUGUGUUGUUGAUGGCGCCUUGUCACCACUGGAGAAGGCACUGUGUAAGGUGCUAUGGAGAGUCGAAAUUAUCGGAAAACGUUUGCGAACCGUUGUAGUACUAUUCACUGCCCAGAUGAAAGAGGCCCUUGACACACUGAGGAAAAGAAGAAUUGAUGCAGGCAUAGAUGUCAACAAUGUCUUCCUGUUUAGUAAUCAGAGAGGACUGGCACACAUUAGGGGGACUGACACACUUAGAGAACAUGCCUCAAAGUGCAAAGCAAGUAAUCCUGAAUUCUUACGUGCAACCAGACUCAGAAAACACAUUGCAACAGUAUCGCAAGUGAUGAACCUCCAGGACAAUGAGCUUGACCUGCUGGCAGGCUUCCUUGGACAUGAUGUGAGAACACACCGUGAGUUCUACCGCAUGCCUGAGUCCACACUUCAAGUUGCAAAACUUUCAAAGGUCCUUCUGAAGAUGGAGAAGGGUGAUGUACAGGGAUUAGCUGGUAAAAGCCUGAAAGAUGUGGAGCUGGACCCUAGUGAAGAAUACGAUACAGAUGAGAAAUCAGACGAUGACAGUGAUCCUGAACCUGAGACAUCUGUACCAGAGAAAACAAAAGAACCAGCAGAAACAGAAGCUGCACAACAACAACGGAAGAAGCAAUGGACAUUGGCUGAAAAACAAGCAGUCGUGAGACAUCUUGGAAGCUUCUUAAGGUCAAGGAAAGUUCCAGGGAAGGGACCGAUUUCUGCUCUCAUGAAAGCUGAACCCCGUCUUUUUACUGAUCGUUCCUGGAGAAACGUCAAGGACUUUGUCAGAAACCAAGUCAGGAAAAAAGAUCAGUUUAGCUUCCUUAAGAAUCUUUGAAGAAAGCAACUAUGACAAAGCCAGCUAUUUGAAACUGUGUUUGCACGUAUACAGCAUAUUAAGUUUAAUUUUAAUUCUUCGUUUUUCUUCUUGCCAAGAUGAGAGAACAAGCAGCCAUUAAUAGAAGUUUAUUUCCAGUAACGAGUAGUUGCAAACGAUUAAGCUUAAUACUGAAAUAUUGUUUUAUCUUACUCAAAAGUUUACUUAUUUAUUUGGUUAAAUGCAUUUUCAUUUGCAUGUAUUGUUUGUUAAAAAGAAAUGUAGCAAUUACAUGAAAGUUCCAACAUUUUGUGAGGUUUAGGGCUAAAGUACAGUUAGCUUUCUUAAAAACCUUUGAAGUUAGAAACUAACAAAGCCAGCUAUUUGAAACUGUGUUUGAACAGUUGAAUGAAGUGGUUCAUCUUCAUACAGGCCAUUGCAGUUAAAUGAUAAUUAACAAUCAAAAAGAUCAGCUAAAUUAUUUUGUUUUGUUUUCCGUGACAAGUUGGGAAUUUAUAGUGUACUGUGUAAUGCAAAGAACUUACUAUUAAUGCAGCGUGUUCAUAUAUUUUGAAAACUCAGUGCUGGUAAAAGCAAGACUGGCUUAUACCUCAUAAAGAUUAAUUACAUGUAUGUUAUUAACUAUUCUUUGUUUGUUUUUCAAUGCCAAGUUGGGAUUGUGUGGUAAUUGCCAUGUUUAACAGAGAGUGUGUAUACAAAGCGACCAUUUUGGUUUUCAUAUUUGUCAGGCCGAAGUAAUUUUAUUUGUUUCACAUUAUACAUUUGUGUUUGUAAAUGCAAUUUUAUUUUCCUUUGCUGCACGUAUUCAGCAUAUUAAGUUUAAUUUUAAUUCUUCGUUUUUCUUCUUGCCAAGAUGAGAGAACAAGCAGCCAUUAAUCGAAGUUUAUUUCCAGUAACGAGUAGUUGCAAACGAUUAAGCUUAAUACUGAAAUAUUGUUUUAUCUUACUCAAAAGUUUACUUAUUUAUUUGGU
Molecule: messenger RNA, 2726 nt
Organism: Asterias rubens (European starfish)
Lineage: Eukaryota; Metazoa; Echinodermata; Asteroidea; Forcipulatida; Asteriidae
Exons: 3
Coding region: 147-1754 (535 amino acids)
Source: RefSeq, a predicted model, not a curated record